Magallana angulata is the source of this 2602-nucleotide messenger RNA. RefSeq lists its product as uncharacterized. The coding region runs from base 187 to 2046 and encodes 619 amino acids. Gene Ontology annotation, molecular function: glycosyltransferase activity. Gene Ontology annotation, biological process: carbohydrate metabolic process. The record is from RefSeq and is a predicted model, not a curated record. The transcript is spliced from 13 exons. Lineage: Eukaryota; Metazoa; Mollusca; Bivalvia; Ostreida; Ostreidae.
CCCCGGGGUCAAGUGUAUAUCGGAACAAUACCAGCUGACGCAGAUUUUUUUUUUAUACAUUUUUCAUAAUGGCCACCGAUUUUUUUGGAAUUACAAAUUUAGGAAGCACAUUCGUUUACAAAUGAAGAUAGUCUGUGGAAGAUCCGUUAUAGUUGGGUAUAUUUACCCAGCGUCCCAUCACCGGAAAUGAUAAAACAAAAUGAUAAUCUUAAAUAUGAAGUGUUUGUGACGGACCAAGUCUCACUAUGCCGUCGACUUUUCACCUCUCCUAGAUUUUACGUUGUGUUUCUGGUCGUACAAGUUGCAAUUAUAGCGUUAGUGAUUAGUAUGUGGGACUCUGACAGCUACAGUACUGGCCAAAUGGUUGUGAUCACCGACAAACAGAUGCAGGAGGUACUAUUCAAUGGUACUGAACAGCAUUGUUAUCUGUGGGAUACUACAAAUACCACAGAUGAUGCACAGAUCUCGAAGUGUCCAAUUAUAUCACCAUAUCUAGUUGGCUAUAGGAAGCCAGUUAUCAACGAACGAAUUGUUUGGGAAGAAGUUCUAGAAAAGUACAAGGCUGUUAGGUGUGACAGCCAUUUCCAGCCUUCAAACUGCAAAGCACGCCAGAAGGUGGCGCUAAUUGUUCCCUUCCGGGACAGAUACGCGCAUUUAGAAGUAUUUUUGAGACAUAUACAUCCCUUUUUGAUGAGGCAGCAACUUGAUUAUGGAAUCUAUGUAAUAGAUUUGGAUGAUAAGAUAAAGUUUAACAGAGGUCUACUAUUAAAUGUUGGGUUCAUAGAAGCCAGCAAAGAAUACGACUACGACUGUUACAUCUUCCACGAUGUUGACCUCCUACCCGAGAACGACAAGAACCUGUACAGAUGUUCAGACCAACCUCGCCAUAUGUCGGUCGCUGUAGACAAAUUUGCUUACAAGCUACCGUAUGCUGCCAUAUUUGGAGGUGUCUCAGCCAUGACAAAAGACCAAAUUCUGUUCGUAAAUGGGUUCUCUAACAAGUUUAGUGGCUGGGGAGGGGAGGACGAUGACAUGUUCAAUAGGCUCAAGCACCACAACAUGACUGUUAUGAGAAGCAUGGACGAUGUUUCCAUGUAUAAAAUGCUAAAACACAAACAAAGCGAUCCAAACCCUCAAAGGUUCAAAUUGAUCAAAACGGGAAUGAAGCGAGUAAAGGAAGAUGCUUCCCUCGUGUCAGUGACAGAGUGUGACAACAAAGAAAAACUUGGAUCUAUAGUGAACGUGGACUUUAUGGCGAUAAACCAACCAUGUAACUGUGAAGUGAAGCCCCAAUUUAGUGGUGACUUGGUGUUUGCUUCCAAUGUGGUUCUUUACGACUGUUUUACCGAAGUCACUAUUAGGAAAAACGCUCAAAAUGACGAUAUCUUUGCCGUUCGCUGUCCCAGAACGCAUUCCUCAAAAAUGUAUUCUGUUAGUAACUCCAGCGUGUUUGAAAUUUCUUCGACUUACCUCCGAAGAACAGGGGACACCUCAUUUCAUCAAUCUAUUCAGAUUUUUCAAGAUAAAAGUUUCAACGAGCCUAUUGCUGUUACCUGUGUUCUAAACGAGGAUCUAGUUCUUCCUACCACCCCCUCUGUUCAAGUAACAUCUACCGAGACCCCUACCUCUAGUUCAGAUGCUCUCAUAGUCGGGCUAGUGAUAACCGCACUGCUGGUCGUCAUUCUGAUUGGUGUCAUAUUUUUCAUCGUUGCCUACUUUAUCAGAAAUCAAAAAAGAACGAAAGAAAGCGAAGAAAAGAAUGAACACGUGGAACCUUCCGUCUCCAUGACAAAUAUUACCGCUGCUCCUAUGUCACCGUACACCCAUUUAAAUGCAGAUCAGGCUAAUAAUCCGACAGAGCAACCCUAUACCCCACUGGCAAACGAUUCGGAGUACCAGGAAAUAGGCAACCACGACUAUGAACGCCCGAUAACCGAGGAAGAGGAAGCACUGGAAGGUACAGAGGACCAACAGGGAACAACCGACAGAGGGCAGCACCAGUACCGCAACGCCGGACAGCAAGUGCAGACCGAUACUCAUUUCUGAAUGACUUCAUCUGUAGUCAGUUUAAUCACUCUUUCUAUUACAAGUCGACAAGAGUUCUGUUUUCUUUGUCACUUUUACAUGUAAAGCUAAUACACUGAGAAAAACUUGUAUAUAUAUAUAUAUAUAGAGAGAGAGAGAGAGAGAGAGAGAGAGAGAGAGAGAGAGAGAGAGAGAGAGAGAGAGAGACAGUUUAAUUUUUGAGAAAUAUGUGUGUUAAUAUCCGGGGUAUUGAUAUUAUGGAUGCAAGUGUUCUUUUAAUUGAUAUUAAAUAUGAGUUUUGUAUAUCCUUGUAAUAGUUCUCUGCUAAAGAUGUGUUUCGGAAGUUUAUAGUUUUAUUAUGAAUAUAUAUAUAUAUAUAUAAAGAGAGAGAGAGAGAGAGUUUAAUUUUUGAGAAAUGUUUUAUUUUAAUAUCCGGGGUAUUGAUAUUAUGGAUGCAAGUGUUCUUUUAAUUGAUAUUAAAUAUGAGUUUUGUAUAUCCUUGUAAAAGUUCUCUGCUAAAGAUGUGUUUCGGAAUUUUAUAUUUUUAUUAUGAAAAUAUAUACAUCCAAACCUGAUA